Molecule: messenger RNA, 1381 nt
Organism: Pipra filicauda (Wire-tailed manakin)
Lineage: Eukaryota; Metazoa; Chordata; Aves; Passeriformes; Pipridae
Gene: ZNF511
Product: zinc finger protein 511
Exons: 6
Coding region: 1-831 (276 amino acids)
Source: RefSeq, a predicted model, not a curated record
AUGGCGGCGCUGCCGCUGCCGCCGGGGCUGCGCCUGCGGCUCCGUGAGGGGAUCGCGCAGGACCCCGCCCGGGAGCUCCUCCGGGAGCCCCCUCAGCUCCCCGCUCAGCCCCUGCCGCCCUUCACCUUCUCCCCCCGCCGCCUCCGCCUCGGCCCGCAGCACCCGCUGCUGGAGGACGGGGACGUGCACAGGCACCUCUACCUGCAGGGCGUCCUCACCAGCCUCGAGGAGGUGGCCGAGAGACCCAAGGUGUCCGAGUUCAGCUGCCACAUCUCCGGGUGCUGCCAGGUGUUUGACACGCUGGAGGGCUACGAGCACCACUACAACACCCUGCACAGGAACGUCUGCUCCUUCUGCAAGCGCUCCUUUCCCUCAGGGAACCUCCUGGAUAUCCACAUCUUGGAGUGGCACGACUCGCUCUUCCAGAUCAUGGCCGAGAAGCAGAACAUGUACAAGUGUUUGGUGGAAGGCUGCCCGGAGAAGUUCAAGAGCAGCAAGGACAGAAAGGAUCACUUGGUGACUGUGCACCUUUACCCUGCUGACUUUCGGUUUGAUAGACCCAAGAAAGUGAAAAGUGUCCCCAAGCACACGAGCUGUCCCGCGGAGCAGGGCCCCAGCGUGCCCAUGGAGGUGAGCGUGGAGACGGCGGAGCAAUUCCAGCUGGACCCCAUGGAAACAGGGCCUGCUGAGGACAUGGAGAUCCCUCAGCCUGCAGCCAGCCCUGGCCCCUCGCUGCCAGAGAAACGGCUCUACAGAUCCAGGAUCCCAUCCACAAUUUGCUUUGGACAAGGUGCCACCCGAGGAUUUAAAGGACCAAGGAAGAAAGUCUGAAGGUCAGUGCAGCAGAUUUGUGCAGGGUGAGCAGAUGUGGGGCCGGUGCCGCCCACGCCGUGGCCGAGCAGGGAUAUUUCCAGUUCCCACUCCACACUGGGAAUAAGCCACCCAAACCAAUUAAAGCUCCACCAGCAUUUGAACAUGGGUUCGUGAUGUCAGAUGGAAUUGGGCCAACCUGACUGAGUUCAAGAUUUUAGAAAGGGGAACUCAAAAUGUGUGGCGAGGUGUUAAGGAAACUGUCCUGCAGCUGAGACUGCACAGGAUUGGGUGUUUUAUUUUUUUGCCUUUUGGAGGAAAAAACCAGAUUCAAGAAAUUCCAAGACAAAAUCUGCUGACUGCAUGGAAGCUGUGAAAAAAGAAAACAGGGCAAAAAAGGUGUUGGUCCUUAAUUCUGACCUUCUCCAUCUUGCUGAAGUCUCCUCUGCACCCUGGAUCUCGCUGUGGAACCCACAAGAAAGGUCUGUCUGGCCCAGGAGAAACAUUUCCACGGGGAGUUAAAAUAAAGUGACUUCAGCCAGGUGAAUAAAUAAAAGGAAUUUUUAUAAAA